AUGACAGGCACGCUAUCCCCGCAAUCUGUCCCUUCAUCGCCUUCUUUCCAGGCCAACCGCUCCGCGCGCUCCUCCUCCCACAAACCGUCUCUCUCUAUCGACCUCUCCAGCCUCCCACCGCUCUCUCAGCCAUCACCACCAACCAACACCCUCCUGAUCACCGACCUCAACGACCUCUACCUCUUCCAACCUUCGUCUCUCUCCACCAUCCGCGCACAAAUUGAGUCUAUCGCGCCCCUCAACUCCUUUUCCCCGCUUCCCUCGUUCCGCCGUAUCGUCUGCUCCUUUAGAAACGAAGACGAUGCAAUCCGCGUCCGCAAGCUCCUUGACCGCGAAAGCCUCCUUAACCGGGAAGUCCGCACAAAGAUCUACUUCGGCGAGCCAACGCCUCUUCUAGAAACCGACGAGACUGGCACCGGCAUCAAGCACAAGCUCCUCGAGGCCCCCCAGGUUGACAAGCUCUUCUUCAUCAGCCCGCCGCCCUCGCCACCCCACGGAUGGGUUAUGCGCACAGAGGACCCCCCGAACAAGGAAGUCCACGCUAGCGAUCUCGCCCAGGCCCUCGCGAUGCUGAAGACCGAGCAGUCGUCAACCGCAACUCCCGCCGUUGGCAACAUCUACUCCACCGGCUCGUCCCAACAGCAGACUGACCCGGAUACCCCAAUGUCUCUCUCAUCCGAUAAGCGAACUGGAAGCUGGCCUCUGUCUCAGCAGCGGAGCAGGAGCAGCACCCUCAUUUACAACCCCGGGGAGCACGGUGGUAGCCCAAAUCUCCCUGCCGUCAUGGUCGAAGAUACAACAGCCGACCCAGAUGACAUGGACGUGGAGAUGAGCCCUCUUGAUAUGCCGAAGCAGACACCACCUUUUAAGACUUCUCGUCCUCCCGUCGAGCUGAUGAUCUAA
Molecule: messenger RNA, 903 nt
Organism: Aspergillus puulaauensis
Lineage: Eukaryota; Fungi; Ascomycota; Eurotiomycetes; Eurotiales; Aspergillaceae
Gene: cbpA
Product: putative calcineurin binding protein
Exons: 1
Coding region: 1-903 (300 amino acids)
Biological process (GO): calcium-mediated signaling
Cellular component (GO): cytoplasm; nucleus
Molecular function (GO): calcium-dependent protein serine/threonine phosphatase regulator activity; nucleic acid binding
Source: RefSeq, a predicted model, not a curated record